CUAGUUGUGACCAUCCUUUUUAACCCACUUCCUGUCUAGUAUCAGCCAGGUCACUUGAGUAUCAGCUGAAGAGGCAACAUGGAGAGAAAGUUUGUAUCUCUGUUUUUCGCGGCGAUCGCCGUCCUGUUCGUCACCUCUGCUGUCAAACCGUCCGAUAAGGCUUCCUUCAAGAUGAUCAUGGAUCUACUGAGGAUUCCUCAAACUCCGGAAAGGUUUAAGAUAGGAAACAACGAGGUUGACUACAAGAGUCAUGACCUUCAGGUCCUCAAGUUCAACUGGCACAACUGUGGGUCUUCUCAAGAUCCUGUCAAGGUCAGGGAUGUGACCUUGGUGCCUGACCCCAUCAAGCUGCCAGGAGAAGUCAAGACUGGGUUCACUGCUCAGUUCCUCACUAAUGUGGACUCCCCUCUGAAGGCUGCAGUGGUUAUCAAGAAGAAGGUGCUGUUUGCGUGGAUCGAGGUCCCGUGUGUCGAUAACGUGGGAUCCUGCACGUACGGCGACAUCUGCUCCAUGAUUCCUGGUGACCCGACCGACCCAUGUCCGCCACCACUCAGUACAUACAACAUCCCCUGCCACUGCCCAUUCAGGGAGGGCAACUACACCUUGCCAGCCAGUACCUUUGAACUCCCCAGUGUGGGGGGCCUUCCCAGCUGGCUGGAGGAGGGAGACUACCAGGUCGAGGCCACCCUCAGUUCCAACAACACCCGACUAGCAUGCUACAGGGCAGAACUCUCCCUCACUAAAUAAUUAACCCUAACAAGUCCACAAGUGCCUGUUUCAUGUUUUUAUACCAGAACUUUUCAAUGAUACUGGUAUCUUAGUUGUUGGAGCGGUAAAGAUAAUGUUAGACUAGUCCACCACCUAGACAGGAGAAUGCAACACUUUGAAUAGAGAUAGAAGAUUGAUACUGACUGUACAUAGAAUCACAUGAUGCCUUUGUUGAUUGAUUGUACAUUUGAGGAGUGCUAAUCACUUGUAACCUGUUAUAUGUAAUCCUUGUUUCCUCAUUUUUGAAUUUCUCAAAAUAGGAAGCUAUCGUAGAUGGUGCACAGUACAACAGUUCCAUUUGAUACAUCUGAUACAGACCCAGCAAACAUUUUUAUAUGCCUUGGAUUUUCAAAGGCUACAAAUCUUGCAUCGUUCCCAGUGGGUUUUUUUUACUUGCUUUUUGCAUCUGUAACCUCAAAAUCGUUGUCCUUAGAAACUGUGAAAUCAUAACACUGUGAAUAUGUGUUUUGUACUACAGAAUUUUAACAUUAAAUUGCAAACACUGUGAAAACAUUCUGUCCUACAGCAAAAUAGAACUACUUAAAGUUAAUGCAUUACAUUGCUCUUUGUUGUCCUGUAAAAUGUAGUGUACAUGUAUUCACAUUUUCCUGUGUUCACAGUGGAAGCACUCUUUAACUGCACAGCACUUGCCAUUUGUAUACACAGAUAUUUUCUAUAUCUUAAAGUUUCUAUUUUAAGUGGCUGCCAUGAAGUUCUAAAAACUGAACAUAUUUUUGGCAAUAAAGGCACAAUUCUAAUUCAUGUAACAUUCAAGUUUAAAGAUUUUGAGAUGACAGGAUUUUCAGAGAAAACUACAUGGAAAGAAUGUAUUUCUGUCUUUGAAGAAUACAUGUAUUUUGAGAAUCAAAUCAAAUUGUCAACUGUAUUAUAACUCAUUAUGCUAUUUUUAGCAUUGUCAAAGUCAAAAUUGUUGAUUGAGUGUACCUUUAUUGCUUGUUCAUUUGAUCCAUGCUUUUGAUUCUUUUUAGUGUAAGUGCAUAUGAUGCAUUGAUAUGCCACAGAUAGUACUAUGUAUAUUUCUGAAUGUUGGAAAAAAAUUUAUUGAAUCAGUUGCUAAGAUAUACUGAGUGGCCAAACUUGCAUUUCAACUCAUGCUGUAUUAUUUGAAACUUUGAUUUACCUCACCAAAUGUAGUGCUAUCACAGCAAUCUAGCACUUCAGUUUGAUUUUAUGGAGCUUCACAAGAAUGGAGAAAUAAAGUAUCUUGACAUGAA
This is a messenger RNA of Branchiostoma floridae (Florida lancelet), 2003 nucleotides long. Its product is annotated as ganglioside GM2 activator-like. The transcript has 4 exons. Gene Ontology annotation, cellular component: cytoplasmic side of plasma membrane. Bases 79 to 747 code for a protein of 222 amino acids. Lineage: Eukaryota; Metazoa; Chordata; Leptocardii; Amphioxiformes; Branchiostomatidae. The record is from RefSeq and is a predicted model, not a curated record. Gene Ontology annotation, biological process: lipid transport; ganglioside catabolic process. Gene Ontology annotation, molecular function: enzyme activator activity; lipid carrier activity.